Messenger RNA from Histoplasma capsulatum G186AR, 1448 nucleotides. RefSeq names its product phosphoethanolamine. Lineage: Eukaryota; Fungi; Ascomycota; Eurotiomycetes; Onygenales; Ajellomycetaceae. The record is from RefSeq and is a predicted model, not a curated record. The coding region runs from base 123 to 1448 and encodes 441 amino acids. Gene Ontology annotation, molecular function: ethanolamine-phosphate cytidylyltransferase activity. Gene Ontology annotation, biological process: phosphatidylethanolamine biosynthetic process. Gene Ontology annotation, cellular component: cytoplasm. The transcript is spliced from 4 exons.
CAAAACCACAACCCGGCCUACUCCUUUUUCUUCAAACAUCAACGGGCAUUGCUGAUCACCCUCAAUACCCGUCUACUCCAAACCCACAAUCCCAGAAGCUCUACACCCUGGCUUUCGCAUCUAUGUCUGCACAACCUGUGCCUUCGCCUGGCCAAUGGCCAGUAGAUCCUCAAGAAGAUGUUGCCAUCAGCAAAGAACGUAUCUGGAUAGACGGUUGCUUCGAUUUUAGCCAUCAUGGCCACGCGGGAGCUAUGCUCCAGGCUCGCAGGCUUGGAAAGGAACUGUUUGUCGGUGUACAUUCUGACGAGGAUAUUUUGGAGAACAAGGGUCCAACUGUCAUGACACUUUCCGAGCGAGUGUCAGCAGUUGAUGCAUGUCGUUGGGCAUCAAAAUCAAUUCCCAAUGCACCAUAUGUCACGCAGUUACCCUGGAUCUCUCACUAUGGUUGUUACUACGUGGUUCAUGGAGAUGACAUCACUUCCGAUAGUAACGGGGAUGACUGCUACAGAUUUGUCAAAGCUGCUGGGCGUUUUCUGGUUGUGAAACGUACCCCUGGCAUUUCUACAACGGAUCUCGUCGGCAGGAUGCUGCUUUGCACCCGUACCCAUUUUAUCAAGUCGCUCCCUGCCUUUUUAAGGGGGGAAGAAGGCUCUGGGAGUGACGUAGAGCGGAAGCAGGUUGCGAAUGAAUCUUUCCAGAGAAUUAAAGACUAUGCAACUGAUGAAACUGGUUUGCAACCGGGGCCCGAUGUCUGGACCUGGGAAGCCUCAGCGCCAGCAAAACUCGAGCAUAGUAGCACGGAACAAGGUAGUUUCCAGCAUCUCGUUGAAGGCAAAGGACCAAAACCAGGCCAGCGAAUAUCCUAUGUUGAUGGUGGUUUUGAUUUAUUCUCUUCCGGUCAUAUCGAGUUCCUCCGCCGUGUCCUCGCAAUCGAAGCUGAGGACGCAACUCGUCGUGGUUGGUACCUUCAGGACAGCAUCGAGAAAAGAAUAAAAGAAUGUGGAGAAGAUUACGGCCCGGCUUAUAUUGUGGCUGGUGUCCAUGACGACGAAGUCAUCAAUCACUGGAAGGGACUGAAUUACCCGAUUAUGAAUAUUUUCGAGCGAGGACUUUGUGUGCUCCAAUGCCGAUAUGUCCAUGCCGUUAUAUUCAGCGCCCCAUUCACGCCUAACAUUGCCUACCUCAGAGCUCUUCCAUUUGGCAUGCCUGAUGCGGUCUACCACGGCCCAACCACAUUUAUACCCCUCACAUAUGAUCCAUAUAUCGCUCCAUCGAAGCUAGGCAUUUUCAGACAAGUGGAUUCUCACCCUUUCCAGCAUGUGAACGCUGGUGAGAUUGUGCAGCGGAUCUUGAAGAGCCGGGAGGCAUUUGAGGAGAGACAACGUGCUAAGCUACUGAAGGCGGCCAUUGAAGCAGAUUUUAAGGCGAAGGAAAAGCUUGGAAAGUAG